Molecule: messenger RNA, 900 nt
Organism: Cydia amplana
Lineage: Eukaryota; Metazoa; Arthropoda; Insecta; Lepidoptera; Tortricidae
Product: SAP domain-containing ribonucleoprotein
Exons: 1
Coding region: 36-839 (267 amino acids)
Biological process (GO): poly(A)+ mRNA export from nucleus
Cellular component (GO): nucleus
Source: RefSeq, a predicted model, not a curated record
ACAUAUUGAGUUUUCGCAAAAAAGCGUGUAAAUAAAUGGCUGAUUCUACGGUAUUAGACGCUAAUAAAAUGAAGGUAGUUGAUUUACGUAAAGAGUUGAAGUCGCGUGGCCUUCCUCAUACGGGCGACAAAGCAGAACUCGUGGCUAGACUACAAACAGCCAUGGCACAAGACGAUCACCAGGAUAUCAAUUUGGAUUCAGAUGAAAUAGACUCUGAUAGUGUGCUGGAAGAAGAGGAAAAAUUGGACGACGAUGACGAAAAAAGCCAAACCGACAUACUUGAUGACUCUGCAGUAGACACUAUAAACGAAGAAUUGGCGCUUGCUGAUCAACCGGCGCCGAAGCCUGCCAGCGAGGUGAAGCCGCUAAGAACACUCAAGCGAAAAAUAACUGCAGACGCAAAAGACACUAAAGAAGAAAAUAAGGAGGCUGGAUCUAAAAAAAUUGUGUUAAACAGGGCAAUUUCUGUGACACCAGCAGUUAAACCAGAUUCAGAAACCACCGAAAGUCAGCCUGAAGUUACAGCUCCAACUGAUACCAAAAUAAAAAUAACUGCGGACAUUGAUGCCAAAACAAGGUUAGAAAUGCGUGCUAAAAGAUUUGGAUUACCUGUCAAGAUGUCAGAUGAUGAAAGGAAAGAGGCCAGAAAACAGAGAUUUGGCCAGAACACUUCAAGCGCAAUUACUUCAAACAAGACACCAGCAACAUUGAGUGAGAAUUUAGAUAAACUCAAACAAAGAGCUGAAAGAUUUGGACAAUCAGUGUCUAAAAUUAUGACUGAUAUAGAACUUAAGGAAAGGAUUGAGAAACGCAAGGCUAAGUUUGGUACUGUUCAGUAAACAAACAUGUUAGAAUCAGGAAAUUAACUGUAAAUAUGCACAUCACCUUUGCAAAUUUUCU